Molecule: messenger RNA, 2296 nt
Organism: Suillus subalutaceus
Lineage: Eukaryota; Fungi; Basidiomycota; Agaricomycetes; Boletales; Suillaceae
Product: kinase-like domain-containing protein
Exons: 14
Coding region: 124-1956 (610 amino acids)
Biological process (GO): protein phosphorylation
Molecular function (GO): ATP binding; protein kinase activity
Source: RefSeq, a predicted model, not a curated record
UCGUUUAGCGUUCAAAGACUCCGUUAUCUUAUUCUCUCACCCGACUCAUGCCAGCUGGCUUACACGACCUAUGAUGAUACCAAGAUCCAUAUUUGCGACACUCCACUGAACAUCCUUACUAGCAUGUGGCCUGCACAACCUAAAAUCAAUGCACAUGAAUCUAAUUUCCCCCCUGAGGCGAUGCUCCAAGACCUCUCAAAGUAUAUUACAAAGAACGGAGACUAUCCUGUUGCUCGUGGCGGGUUCGGGGAGGUCUGGAAAUGUACUUACCUCAUCAAUAGGAGGUCUACCAAAGUCGCAGUGAAAACAUUGCAGGUUUAUGCUGAUGAGACAACAAACACGAAAAAGAUCAAGAGGAUCAAGCGCGAACUUAGAUUAUGCGCCAGCCUCAGUCAUGCAAAUAUCCUACCCGUUUGUGGUUAUGCGUAUGGCUUCGGCCCACUUAUGGCAAUAGUUAGUCCUUGGGCGGAUAAUGGUAACCUGACAACCUAUCUGAAGCUUGAGGGCGCGGCUCUUACUCUCGUUAGAAGAUUCCGGAUCCUCAAGGAUAUCAUAGCUGGUCUGCAAUAUCCUCAUGCCAACUCAAUCAUCCAUGGAGACCUCAUUGGGCCUAAUGUCCUCAUCCAUGGCGACGGCACUGCUUGCAUUGCCGAUUUCGGCCUUUCCUUGAUGUAUUCCGAGGUUAUAAGUGUCUCUCAGUCUUCCUGGACUUCCACGCUCAAAGGAAACGUGCGAUGGAUGGCACCUGAGCUGCUUGUAGAACGGGAAGAUGGAUUUCCAACUCGUCCUAGCGAGCAGAGCGAUAUCUAUUCAUUCGGGCGGAAUCAUAUCCUCACCAACAAAACUCCCUAUUAUUACCUCUUGAAUGACGCCGCCGUCAUCCUAAGCAUAGCCAGAUCCCAAAUGCCUUCCCGAUCUCGUUAUCCUGCGCUCCCCGACAAGUAUUGGUCUUUGAUACAGCAGUGUUGGUCUACUGAACCCCGGGACCGUCCAUCGACGGAAAAUGUUGACGGAACAAUCAGGAACGAAUUUCACUCGCUGUCCAGACCCCUUCAAAAUCCAAGCCUCGCCGUGCUACAUGACCUCACGAGAUAUAUCACAAAGGACCAAGAGUACCCUGCUGCUGGUGGCGGAUUCGGUGAAAUAUGGAAAUGUACACAUAAGAAGGAUGGAAUAUCGGUCAAAGUGGCAGUGAAAUCAUUGAGGGUGUAUGCUGCUGAUCAAGGAAAGGAGAAAAAGAACGAGAGGAUCCGGCGUGAACUAGGAAUAUGUGCCAGCCUCAAGCAUGCAAAUAUUCUGCCGGUGUAUGGCUAUACGUAUGGCUUCAGCCCAUUCAUAGCGAUAGUCAGUCAUUGGGCGGAGAAUGGAGACCUGACAGCCUAUUUGGGGCGUAAGGGUGAAACUCUUACUGUCGUUCAACGAUUCCAGAUUCUCAGAGAUGUCAUAGCUGGGCUGCAAUAUCUUCAUGUCAACCAUGUUAUCCAUGGUGACUUCAACGGGCUUAACAUCCUCAUCCAUGGUGAUGGUACCGCUUGCAUUGCCGACUUCGGUCUUUCCUUGAUGUAUUCCGAAGUUAUCGGUGCCUCUAAGGCUUCCUGGACAUCGACUCCAAUCCAAGGAAACUUGCCAUGGAUGGCUCCUGAGCUGCUUCAGGAGCAAAAGGAUGGAUGUCAAGUGCGGCCAAGCGAGCAGAGUGACAUCUAUUCGUUCGGCGGUAUCAUGUUACAGGUCCUCACCAACAAAAUUCCCUAUUAUUACCUCACACACCAACCUGCUAUCAUCAUAUGCAUAGCGAACUCGGAAAAACCUGACCGAACUCUUUAUCCUGUCAUCCUUGACAAAUAUUGGCAAUUUAUCGAUCGGUGUUGGUCUACUCUUCCUCAGGACCGUCCAUCAGCGGAGGAAGUUGAGGGAGAUAUCAGGAACGAAUUUUACUUACUAUCUGGAUCUCCCUGAUUCUUGAAUUGUUUUUCAUACCACACCCUGUUUACAGGACAACCAGAUAGUCUAAGCCCGCGGUAUAGUAUGCAGCAGUAGAGUAAACGUAGGCCGACCUCCGGCCUUAUCUUGUUCUUGUGUUAUCACUCUAGAAUACCUGCCAGCUUGGACAUGAAUAGUCCUGCCUGCACUAAACACCUAGAUGCACAUAACGUCAGCUUCAGGAGAGAGGACAUGGAGGAUGAAGACAGAAGCCAGACCCGCCUGCUUCUACUUCUUCGAGAUCGUCAAGCUCCUCAUACUCUCCUCUAAAAUAUCGCACACAUUCGCAAACAUGUACUCGGUCCUGACAUAGUGG